GAGCACAAAAGAAGCAGGAAUCGGUCGAUUUCAAGCAAGCUCCUAACCCUCUCCUCGUGAUCUUUAAUUCUCAUGAAAAACUCUGUGAUUUCUCGUAUUUUAUCACCUCCCUUACUCUAAUUCGGCGCCUAGCCUUAUUUAUUGAAUUAUUGUUCAUUUGUUUUAAUUUAAAUUAAAUCCUAGACUUCUAGAGUUUUAUUUGUUGAGUGCCUACGAGGGUUUGUACCGCCCCUAUUUCUUUCGGAAUGAUGCUGAACCCAACUUGGGGACUAGGUUCCUAGACGUGCGGGUUUAUUUACGGUUUUCUUGAAUUUAUUUAUAGUUCGGUUAGAGCUAUCGAGCAGUGGGGCAGGGGUCAGUUGUUUGGUGACGUUGGGGUCGACUAUUGUACGACCCUGAAGUGGACCGUCGAGUGGACACUCCUAAUCACUGGCCGUUGACCGGUGCCGGGCACUGCUGACUAGCUCUGCCGGUAGUAGCAGCGUGGGCCAUGGCAAGGGAGUCAUCUUUUAGCGGCAGAGUCGAUAUGGUGUACAGGCAGUCCCGGUCAACUCUGAUGGUUGAGUAGGAUUUACUCUAUUAUUUUUACUGUGCCAGGUCUUUUCUCGUGUCUUGUGUAUGUCGGCACAGGAGUCUGUGUUCAUUUAUUUAUCAUGUGAUCGCUGUGUUAGCGGGGUACCCGUAGUGCAUGCAUGUGUUUAGCUUCGCUUCUGCUGUUCUUAUUUUUGUGUAUGCAUGCCAGGUAGUUUUUGUCUCGUGUUUCAUUCUUUCUCCUUCCGUAAGUGCUCCCGUUCGGGUAGUCCGGGUGGUUGGGGAUAUCCGGGCGGGGGUGCUUACAAGUUUUCUGCUUUACAGAGAAAUAAUACAUGGGAGUUGGUUCCAUUUUCUAAAGACAUAAAUCUAAUCGGCUGUAAAUGGGUGUUUAGAAUCAAGUACAACUCCGAUGGGACUGUUCUAAAGCACAAGGCUCGCCUAGUUGCAAAAGUGCAGUAGCGCAGCUGCUGGUGGGGCAAUCAAGAAAGCUAGGGUUCAUCCUUCUUCAGCAGCCUACUUUCAAGGUGAAGAAGGAGAAAUUAGGAGAUAGGAGUAACAGUCCUUGACCAGCUAAUCUCCCCAUUUGGGAAGAAAGUCUAGGGUCAAGGAAUUAAGAAAGAGUUGGAGGAAAAAGGAGGAGGAAGAUGUUUGGGAGAGUGCCGAAGAAGAGCGAUAACUCAAGGUACUAUGAAAUAUUGGGGGUGCCAAAGAAUGCUUCGUCAGAUGAUUUGAAGAAGGCUUACAAAAAAUCUGCCAUCAAGAAGCAUCCUGACAAGGGUGGAGAUCCCGAGAAGUUUAAGGAGCUUGCUCAAGCUUAUGAGGUGUUGAGUGAUCCUGAGAAGCGUGAGAUCUAUGACCAAUAUGGUGAGGAUGCACUUAAGGAAGGAAUGGGAGGUGGAGGUGGAAUGCCUAGCCCAUUUAACAUUUUCUCAUCCUUAUUUGGUGGUAGCCCAUGUGGAGGUGCUGGUAGUAGCAGAGGAAGAAGGGAAAAGAGGGGAGAAGAUCUAGUCUAUCCUUUGAAGGUCUCUCUAGAGGACCUGUAUAAUGGCACAACAAGGAAGCUUUCCCUAUCCCGGCAUAUCAUCUGCUCAAAAUGUUAUGGCAAAGGAUCGAAAUCUGGAGCUUUAAUGAAAUGCUCUGGUUGUCAAGGAACUGGCAUGAAAGUGGUUAUUAGGCAACUAGGCUCAUCCAUUAUCCAAAAGAUGCACCAUCCUUGCAAUGAAUGUAGAGGAACUGGAGAGACCAUUAAUGACAAAGAUUGUUGCCCUCAAUGCAAGGGUGAGAAAGUAGUUCCAGAAAAGAAGGUUCUAGAAGUCAUUGUGGAGAAGGGCAUGCAGAAUGGACAGAAAAUCACAUUCCCUGGAAAGGCUGAUGAAGCACCCGAUACAAUCACAGGCAACAUCAUAGUUGUCCUUGAGCAGAAAGAACAUCCAAAAUUUGAGAGAAAGAGCGAUGACCUUUUCUACGAGCACACUCUGUCCCUGACUGAGGCUUUAUGUGGCUUCCAGUUCAUACUGACUCACUUGGAUGACAGGCAACUCCUUAUCAAAUCAAACAAAGAAGAAGUUGCCAAGCCUGACUCAUUCAAGGCAAUCAACGAUGAGGGUAUGCCAAUGUAUCAGAGGCCCUCUAUGAAAGGAAAACUGUACAUUCACUUCACAGUGGAGUUCCCAGACUCUUUAAGCCUGGAACAGGUGAAGGCAUUGGAAGUUGUGCUGCCGCCAAGGCCAUCCAGAGAAAACAUGAAGUUAGAUGAAUGCGAGGAGACCACAUUGCAUGACGUGAAUAUUGAAGAGGAGAUGCGGAGAAAGCAGGCGCAAAGGAAGGAAGCCUAUGAAGAGGACGAGGACAUGCAUGGUGGACCUCAGAGAGUGCAAUGUGCUCAACAGUGAUUAAUAUUUGAUAUUUUUAUGUUUCUCAAGAAUGCUGUAUGAACGAUAGACUAGUUUAUAUGAUAUGAAAGAGAACAAGCCUUUUAGCUAUAUGUUGUCAAAGUUAACAUGUCUAUAAUUAAUAGCUUGUCUCUCUAUUUUUGGUGUUUCUUUUUGGCCAGUUUGAUCUGCAAGUUGAUCUC
Diospyros lotus (date-plum) is the source of this 2608-nucleotide messenger RNA. RefSeq names its product dnaJ protein homolog. The transcript is spliced from 10 exons. The record is from RefSeq and is a predicted model, not a curated record. Gene Ontology annotation, molecular function: Hsp70 protein binding; ATP binding. Gene Ontology annotation, cellular component: cytosol; cytoplasm. Gene Ontology annotation, biological process: protein refolding; response to heat. NCBI's taxonomy places the organism in Eukaryota, Viridiplantae, Streptophyta, Magnoliopsida, Ericales, Ebenaceae. Bases 1179 to 2426 code for a protein of 415 amino acids.